Molecule: messenger RNA, 1060 nt
Organism: Caenorhabditis angaria
Lineage: Eukaryota; Metazoa; Nematoda; Chromadorea; Rhabditida; Rhabditidae
Source: the annotation of a GenBank genome assembly
AUGAACAUUUGCACUUUGGCUUUGCUCCCACCAUUUAAAGAUGGUGUUAAAGUUGAUGAGAAAAUUAUAAAUUUUGUGGAAACCGUGCAAUUUAUAUUUGUAUCAUUCACAUUUCCAUUCUAUUUGAUAAUUUUAUUUUUUCUUGUGGAUUCGCAAAAACAAAAGUCUGAUAAAUUGCGAAGUCCAUUUUUCAAGUUAUGCAUUUCCACAGCAAUUGUUGAUAUAUGUAAGUUACAGAAUUUUAAUAAUGUUAAAUUGUGUGUUCUUUCUAGGGACCCUCUUAACCAAUUAUUUUGGUGCAAUGUUUCCCAAAUGGGGUUGGGGUGUUUCAAUUUACAUGUCUCUUGAUGUCAUCUACACUAAUUUAUAUUUAUAUUUUGCCUGGAGCACAGGAAUUUGUCAGGCGAUGUCAGUUUCGGUAUUGGCAGCAAAUCGAGUAUCCGCCAUGUUAUUUCCCGAUAUUUACAAAGAGUUAUGGUCAGGAUAUAAAUUGACAAUCGCAAUUUCAAUCCAAUUUUUCUUUGGGCUGACUAUUGGAAUGGCUACUUAUUUCAAUCCAACAGUUUUGUAUAGAACUGAAAAAAAUGGAGUUGUUUCAAAAUUUACUAAUGAUACAUUAACUAAUGCGUUUUUUGCACUUGGAGGAGUAUUUCUCCUGUUUUGUGUUUUAUUUCUAAUUUCUUCGUAUUGUUAUCUUUUCUAUCGACUUCGUCAACAAAAUCAAAAACGAUUCAAAAAUUCUGUAAAUCGAAUUGGAAUUAGAAAACAUCCACCAAAGAAAAAUCAUAGCGAAUUUCGAUUAUUCAUUAUGAGUAGUAUUAUUGUUGCUAUUCAAAUAACUGUAUUUAUGUUAUUCGUUGUUAGAGCUACAAAUAUAAUUCCACUUGGUGCAGAAACUUUUUAUCUUAUUUAUAACGCGCUUAGCGAUGUUUACGCUGGUAUAAAUCCUUAUCUUUUAUGGAUAUUUUCCAAGGAUUUGCGCAAAUAUAUAAUUGACAGAACUUGGUUAUCAAGAAAAAAACGUUUGAGAUUAACAACAUCUGUUAUAUCAUUGUCAUAA